UCUCAACCUAAACCCUAGACGCACUUCCUCUUCCUCAGAUCCAGCUGCACUUCCUCUUCCUCAGAUCCAGCUGCACCGCACUUCCUCUUCCUCUUCCUCAGAUCCAACCGCACUUCCUCUCCCUUAGUUCCUCUCUCUCACUCUCUGUCUGUCGCACUCCGUAGUUCCGCCUUCCGCGGUCGGCACUUCGCCGCCGACUCGAACCUCAUCAUCGUCUUCGUGGAAAAAUGUAUCUUGACAGUUUAAGCAAGGAGUUGAGGUUCUGUGCUGUGAAGAAGCUUGGAAUGUUGGGCUUGUUCACCCGUGGGCUGCCUCUCCGAAUUGUCAUGAUUGGUACUUUGAUGGGAGCGCAAUGGGGAAUUUAUGAUGCUUUCAAAGUCUUUGUUGGCCUGUAUGUACCCAUUAUGAAGCAAGGAGUGAAGAAGUGGCGAGAGAAGUUCAGGAAAUCAGCAGAAAUUAGCCAGACAGACUGGUGGUCAAUCGCGAGUCAGGCAAACAUGCACAGGAGAGCAUGA
Messenger RNA from Asparagus officinalis (garden asparagus), 515 nucleotides. RefSeq names its product mitochondrial phosphate carrier protein 1, mitochondrial-like. NCBI's taxonomy places the organism in Eukaryota, Viridiplantae, Streptophyta, Magnoliopsida, Asparagales, Asparagaceae. The record is from RefSeq and is a predicted model, not a curated record. The transcript has 2 exons. Gene Ontology annotation, cellular component: mitochondrial inner membrane. Gene Ontology annotation, molecular function: phosphate transmembrane transporter activity. The coding region runs from base 228 to 515 and encodes 95 amino acids. Gene Ontology annotation, biological process: mitochondrial phosphate ion transmembrane transport.